AUGUGCAAGAUUUCGCUGGUAGACAUGCCGUUCGGUAGUAAAAACGAUCGAAUCUUCUGCUCAAACUGUUACGAUCAAGCCUUUGCCACACGAUGUGAUGGAUGUAACGAGAUCUUCAGAGCAGGUAUGAAAAAGAUGGAGUACAAAGGAAAACAAUGGCAUGACAAAUGCUUCUGUUGUGCCCAUUGCAAAAACCCAAUCGGCACCAAAUCCUUCAUCCCGAAAAAUGAGGACGUCUACUGUGGAUCGUGCUAUGAAGAGAAAUUUGCCACACGAUGCAAUAAAUGCAGGAAGGUGAUCACCACUGGCGGCGUGACGUACAAAAACGAGCCGUGGCAUCGUGAAUGCUUCUGUUGUACGCAUUGUAAUGUAUCACUAGCCGGUCAAAGGUUCACUGAUAAAGAAUUGAAAAAACCUAGUAGUGGAAAACCGCUACUUGUGCGAAUUGUUCAUCGGCGAACUGUCUGCGAAGAGAUGCAGCAAUGCGCUGUUUGUACGAAGCCCAUCACCGGAAUUGGUGGCGCCAAAUUCAUUUCCUUCGAAGAUAGACAUUGGCAUAAUGACUGUUUCAUAUGUGCACAGUGUACGACGUCACUGGUAGGAAAGGGAUUUAUUACGGACGGCACGGAUAUUCUGUGUCCGGAAUGCGCAAAGGCACGAUUGAUGGCCGCCAACUCAUAA
Molecule: messenger RNA, 681 nt
Organism: Ostertagia ostertagi
Lineage: Eukaryota; Metazoa; Nematoda; Chromadorea; Rhabditida; Trichostrongylidae
Source: the annotation of a GenBank genome assembly